Messenger RNA from Aegilops tauschii subsp. strangulata, 1381 nucleotides. Lineage: Eukaryota; Viridiplantae; Streptophyta; Magnoliopsida; Poales; Poaceae. The record is from RefSeq and is a predicted model, not a curated record.
AAAAGGAAACAGAGAGAGGAUCCUAUGCAUCACUUUGAAGGAGACACAGAAGUGGAAGAGAUGUGUCCAGAGGCAGAGGACUCAGACACAGAACCUGAGACACCUCUUCCUCAAACAUUCAAGAAAGUAGGCAAAGCAGGCCCCACUACAAGAUCACACCAUGAAGCUGACAUUGAGGUAAUUCCUGAUUUCAUUCCAUCUGAUGAUUCUGCUUGUUUCCCUGGGGACUAUGGCAUUAGUGAUUCAGAUGAUGAGUCAGGUCUACCACUGCCCUGUGGAAGGAAGAGUCAAGCCAAGAGGGCCAGGACUAGGAUCUGGUAUGAUGAGACCAAGCCAGAUGCUCAUGACCAACUUUGCUUGAGUAUGUGCUUCACUGAUGUGUAUCAGUUUAGAAGAGCACUUAGGAAUUUUCAUAUCAGAAUCCUUAGAAAUUUCCAGUACCAUAGGAACUGCAAGGAUAGGAUCAUUGUGCAUUGCAAAGAAAGGGACAAUGGGUGUCCUUUUUUCAUGACUGCAUCCACAAUUGCUCAUGAGAAGACAUUCUGCAUCAAGAAGAUGAAGUUGUUGCACACUUGUGGUGCACAUGGAGAAAAAACCAAAGUGACAGUUGACUGGAUGGCCAGAACAUGUGAGCAGCAACUGAGAGAUAAUCCAAGGGCUGGUGUUGAUGCAAUUUUAAAAAGAACAAAGACUAAGUAUGGGCUGGAAGUGCCAAAGACCAAGGCCUACAGGGCAAGGUCAUUGGCCAUUGAAGUGGUGGAAGGUGACAUGAAGGGACAAUACACAAGGUUUAGGGAUUAUCUUCAAGCUGUGCUUGAUACCAACCCUGGGAGCAGAUGCAUUGUGACUACCAGAGAGCUUGAGCUCCAUCCUAGCCCAAAUCCUAGGUUCCACUACAUGUUCUACUGUCUGAAUGCUUCAAAAGAAGGUUUCUUGAAUGGGUGUAGGCCCUUUAUAGGUUUAGAUGGUUGCUUUAUCAAGCUUUCUACUGGGCAACAGAUACUUGCUGCCACUGGUAGGGAUGGGAAUAACAACAUAUUCCCUAUUGCAAUUGGUAUUGUUGAUAAGGAGGACAAGGAAAGUUGGACUUGGUUUCUUAGCCAAUUAAGAGCUUGCAUUGGAGAGGGGAACAAGUGGGGCACAUACACAAUCAUCUCUGAUAGACAGAAGGGGCUGUUGAAUGCAAUUCAAGCUGUGUUCCCACACUCACCUCAAAGAUAUUGUCUUAGACAUAUCUAUGCAAAUUUCCAGUCAGCUGGCUUCAGGAGUGAGGAGUUGAAGAAGCAUAUGGACAAUGCUGCAUAUUCAUACACCAAGAAUGGUUUUGAGGUUGCAAUGAAUGAACUGAGAAAGGAGGAUGAAGAUGCUUGGAAGUGGCUUU